AAUUUUAAAGAAUAUUCGGCAUCGAUCCUUAGACGCGCAAGCGCCAACCGGCAGAUUUACCUAGUUUUCGUGACACCGUGUACGCGUACGGUCGAAACCGAGGCGAUCAUCUAUUUUCGUUUUCAUCCAGAAUUUCGAAGCUGCCGAGGUUAAAAACCAAUUGCACUGUGUUACUCCCAGUCUGAACGUAAAUGACACCAAUACCACCUGUACCAGAGAAAAAUAUUCGUCAAUUAAGAAUUUAUGAUUUACAUUUGUCGACACAUAUACAAACACAAAACACAUAAAAAUGUUUAAGAUAUGUAAAUUUCGUUCUGUAUCGUUAGAUGGAUGACAUUCAAUUAGAUUCAAUGUCUGCCAUUCUCGACGCGUGUGGAAAUGAUACUGGAUCCCCCUCGAUAUCAAAGGCUGAGGAUAAUCUAUCCAACAGCGACGGACCACUAAUUAGAGGCUGCAUUCGUCAAAAUAGUUGCAGUAGCGUUCAUAUAAGUUCCGAAAACAUUAAUCGAACAACAAUCGUGUCAUCCUAUACCAUGUCGGCAUCCAACGAGAAGUUAAUAAAACGACGGUAUUGUUUGUGGACCUUAACUUUUAUCCUAGCGAUAAUUGGACUUUGUAAUCUUUUUCUCAACAUCACCGUAAUCGCUGUCCUACGAAUCAGUCAAGGAAUGGAAGCAAUGGAAGUGAUACCUGACGAGAAUCUUGUAAAGUUUUAUGGGAAAACCGACUUGGACAGGAUAUGCUUACAAUCAGGUGUUUGUCAGAGUUACGGAGACGAGCCGAUGGAAAUAUCCGGUAAUGAAGCUGGUGUGCAAAUACGCGUGAAUGUGAAUAACCAUCGAACAGACGAUGAAACGCUUGCUAAAGUAACGAUUUUGUCGAACGGUACCACUAUGUCAAAAGUAGAAUCUUUCGAAGUGAAAGACCCCAGAACCGGCAUUAUUUAUUUCACUACCGAUUUCCCCAAUUUCGGAUUACCUGCAGGAGUGAAGAAAAUCGACGUAAAAAUCGCAGAAACGCACAGAAUCACGUCACCAGUUAACGAAAGUCUUACCGUAAAUUCGGAUGAUCAAAUUUCUAUGCAAGGCGCAGAAGGCGCUAGCAUGGAAAGCAAAGAUAUCGUCUGGAGCGCGGAUACAGAUAUUUUUUUGAGAAGCGUCAACGGAAGCAUUAUCCUUGAUGCAAAAGAUGGUGUCUCUAUCGAUGUAGAAAACAUACCAAUUGCACCACUGUUUCAACAAAAUCCAUCUGGUCAUGAACAAUAUAAAGUUUGCAUUUGCAUGCCACAAGGAAAACUCUUCAAAGUAGCAGUUCGUGCUGGUGUCAGCAGUCGAUCAGUAAAUUGUGCUCGUAUCAAUCGAACUCCGGAAAACGAUCCUUGCUUACGAUAGGAUCGGAGCACCUAGUUUUUUAUUGCAAUCUUGUUAACAUAUCCAACACUGCCAAGUGUACGAAAUUGAAAAGGCAAUAGCUAAUUUGCUAUUUAAAUUAUCGAAUAUUAGUGAAAUAUUUGAAGUAAAUUAAGAAAGAUAUGUUCCCAUAUGAAUAAAUUUAGAAAACAUUGUAGGGACUUAGAUUAUAUAUUAUACUAAUAAUAGAUAGAUAUAAUUCGGAUUUUAUUUGAAAUGUCAUAUACAAGUCAUACAUUUUCAUCACGUAAAAUUAUCGGCACUAGUCGUUAAUAAAAAAUCAUACAUUCUUGAAAUUCGUAUGCAAUACUGAAUACAUUAACUUUUGUAUCAAAUGAUCAAGAUCAUGAAUACAUCAUUAUAGAAAAUAGUACAUAACUUUUGCCCUAUAGUAGCAAGGACAUUAAAUGAAAACACAACUACAAUGAAUAAAAAGCUAAGCACUCUCUGUAA
Messenger RNA from Bombus terrestris (buff-tailed bumblebee), 1862 nucleotides. RefSeq lists its product as uncharacterized. The transcript is spliced from 5 exons. The record is from RefSeq and is a predicted model, not a curated record. Gene Ontology annotation, cellular component: sarcoglycan complex; sarcolemma. NCBI's taxonomy places the organism in Eukaryota, Metazoa, Arthropoda, Insecta, Hymenoptera, Apidae. The coding region runs from base 327 to 1391 and encodes 354 amino acids. Gene Ontology annotation, biological process: muscle organ development.